Molecule: messenger RNA, 1554 nt
Organism: Rubroshorea leprosula
Lineage: Eukaryota; Viridiplantae; Streptophyta; Magnoliopsida; Malvales; Dipterocarpaceae
Source: the annotation of a GenBank genome assembly
UAUUUUUUACAUUUUUUUAAUUAGGAUAACCUAAACCCAAUUUCUUCUCCCCCACAAAUGAAAUCCUAUUUCAGUAUUUCUUCAUCAUCGCUACUGAAGCUCCUUCCUCGCCAUAGCUACCAAAGCUCCAUCCUCGCUGAAGCCCAUGGCCGCCGAACCAUUUCCAUGCUUGAACCCACUGCCGCUGGGUGUUUUCAUGCCACCUCCUUCUCCAAUCUACUGUUCCCUGGCCUCUCAAUUAGGAAACAAAUCGAAACCCAAAUCGUCUUACCAGAGUAGGAACUAGGAAUUAGGAAGUGAGAACAACCUUAAACCCUCCAAAAACCUCCCUAAACUCCCUCAAAUUUCAAACACCCAAUCCCUUCACCAAAACACAAUAUCAUCAAGCAUUGGAAAAUAUGUCAAUCGGUGAUGUCUAGACAAAGCCACCAUCAAAGCCAACAAGGAGCAUCUCUGGAUACGCCAUCAAAGGCUUACUUCACUAUUGUUUGUCGGAGAUAAAUCUUCACUUAAUAGUUCCUCGACUGAAAUCCAAAAUCAGAGGCAAGGUUAGAGAUAUUUAUGAUGGUGGGGAUUAUUUGGUUUUGGUCACCACUGAUUGGCAGAGUGCAUUUUAUAGGGUUAUUGCUUCUAUUCCAUUCAAAGGCCAAGUUGGUUUUGUAGAAUCUGCUGGACCCUCCGUUGAAAAGCUUAAUAACGUCAUUAAAUCUUUUAUUUCAUUGGUGAAACUAUUUAAUAGUUUGCAGUAGUUUAAAUUUUUUUAGAGGUCUAACCAUCAGGUGAUGGUUUUUUUGCUACUUUUUUAUUAAAUUCCAAAUAUUCAUAUUUAUUAUUGAAUUUUCUCUAUAUAGCCUAUUUAUAGUCUGCUGCAUUCCAAUAUUUAUAAUCUGCUGCAUUCUACUAUUUAUUGUCUGCUGCAUUUCCCAAAUUUAUUGCUGCAAACCAAUAAAACUAUUUGUUUGCCUAUUCUAUUAUCAAAUGCCUCAUUUAUGUCUUAUAUUUCCAAUGUGUUGGAAAUUUACAUUCAUCUGCUGAUUUCAAAUUCUGCAGACUUUUAUUUUCCCAAUUCUUCUUCAUUAUCUAUUCUAUAAAUGUUUGUCAUUUGAAAGAUCUCCUUUGCAUGCAUAUAUAAUGUUAUACCAGUCUUCUUUUUUUUUUUAAUAGUAUCACGGAAAGCAUACUGACCCUAAUGGCUAAGAGGUUCAAUUCUAUCUAAGAUCUUAAUCCUUCUAAAGAGGAGUGGAGGAUAAAGGUUAGAGUAAUUAGGCUUUGGAGGCAGAAGAAUUUUUGGUAGCCAAGACUGGGUGAUAAUAUUGAACUGUUUCUUUUGGUUGAACUGGUAAGUAUUUUGUGUUUUGAAUUUGGCUUUCCAUUAGGUAUUCUAAAGUUUGUUUUUUGAUAUCUCUUCCUUCUAGUACUUUUACAUGUUUUGUUCGGGGGGAGGAUUCAAGCAACUCUUAGGGCUUCUUUGCGUUUUAAGGAUGCUUUGAUUGAAGGAGAAGUAUAUGCAAUUUCAAAAUUUGGUGUUUCUUUGAAUGAAGAUCCUUUUAAGCC